AUGGCGUCUCGGAUCCCCCCGUCUCUUGUUGGAUCUGCGCGCCGCGCUAACCUCUUGAAGACGUGGCGGCACGUGAUUGCAGUGCGCGUGGGACGCUUCAACGAGGAAGAGCAGUGCGCUAUGCGCUCCCCCCGUGCGUCGCUCGGCUUCUCCCCUCUGCGACCCAAGCCCGUGGCUAAGCCGCCCAGCAAGAAGCCCAGGCCCAGGGAUGUGAUGGGUGCCGCUGCUGCUGUAAAGCCCAGAGCGACGCAGAGCGGUCAAGCGACCGUCGCAGCUGCAGCAUUUAAAGUCACGCCAGCUAAGGAGACACCAGCAAAGACGACGUCAUCUAAGGCGACGCUGGCUAAGGCGACGCCAGCUAAGGUGACGCCAACUAAGGCGACACCAGUUAAGGUGACGCCAACUAAGGCGGCGCCAGCUAAGGUGACGCAAACUAAGGCGGCGCCAGCCAAGGCGACGCCAGCUAAGGUGAUGCCACCAACUACUAAGGCAACGCCAGCUAAGGUGACGCCAGUUAAGAGGGAGGUGCAUGGAGGGACUUACCCCUUUUUCCACCCUGCUUGCUGGGUGUUGCGGGAGAGAUGGGAGGAAAGGUGGAGGAAUGUGGUGAGCUGGAAUGGGGAGGCAUGGCACGAGGGGGAAGGGCACGCCCUUGGAUCCGCUGCUGAAUCUGUUGCUGCUUACCUGCCUGGCUCUUGA
Messenger RNA from Closterium sp. Naga37s-1, 699 nucleotides. The record is from the annotation of a GenBank genome assembly. Lineage: Eukaryota; Viridiplantae; Streptophyta; Zygnematophyceae; Desmidiales; Closteriaceae.